CCAACUUUUGCUAGGAGGGAAGGAGGUUUAGUGGGGAGACUUCAUGGAAGAAAUGUCACCCAAGGUUUGAAGAAAGCUAAAGUAGAAUUGGCUUAGAUAGAGAAAAGUCUCUGAGAACAGGUGAGUGGAACUCAGAUAAACAACGGCUGGAUAAAUGAGACUGUGAUCUGCGGUUCCCGGGCAGAUGGGAAUCCUGACCGAGGAAUAAGGAACAAGGAUGGGGAAACAAGACUGUUGGGUCACAAGAUGAGUGUAUUCUAGAAUAGGCUGGCUGGGCUGGGCUGUGACCCGAUGCACAGAACAACCCCAAUUCCUCUCUGGAUUAUGUGUAAUGGUGGUGUCAUGGAGCCCAGAGCCCGAGUCCAACAGAAGCAACAUCCAAUGAGUGGGAAUCCCCACCCCAUCUGAGAAAAGACAUUAUCGGUCCAAUGUCUGACCAUGGGGAUGUGAGCCUCCCACCCCAAGACCGGGUGAGGAUUCUAUCCCAACUUGGGAGUGCAGUGGAAUUAAAUGAGGACAUCCCACCCCGACGCUACUACCGCUCCGGUGUUGAGAUCAUCCGCAUGGCAUCCAUUUACUCUGAAGAAGGCAACAUUGAACAUGCCUUUAUCCUCUACAACAAAUACAUCACGCUUUUCAUUGAAAAACUUCCAAAACACCGAGACUACAAAUCAGCUAUCAUUCCUGAGAAGAAAGAGGCCGUCAAGAAAUUAAAGAAUGUUGCUUUCCCCAAAGCAGAAGAACUUAAGAGCGAACUCUUGAAAAGAUACACCAAAGAAUAUGAGCAGUAUAAAGAACAAAAGAAAAAGGAAGAGGAGGAACUUGCCCGGAAUAUCGCCAUCCAGCAAGAGUUGGAAAAAGAAAGACAGAGAGUUGCUCAGCAGAAGCAGAAGCAGUUAGAGCAGGAACAGUUCCAUGCCUUUGAGGAGAUGAUCCAGAAGCAGGAGCUAGAAAAAGAGCGGCUAAAAAUUGUCCAAGAGUUCCGGAAGGUGGACCCUGGCCCAAGUGGGCCUCUGCUACCUGAUCUGGAAAAGCCUUGUGUAGAUGUGGUCCCCACCUCACCCACGCAGACUUCAGACUGUAACAGAACCGUGAGACCAGCUAAGCCACCCGUGGUAGACAGGUCCCUGAAGCCUGGAGCACUAAGCAUCAUAGAAAAUGUUCCCACCAUUGAAGGCCUGCGCCAUAUUGUGGUGCCCCGCAAUUUGUGCCCGGAAUUUCUCCAGCUUGCCAGUGCCAAUACUGCCAAAGGCAUUGAAACUUGUGGAGUCCUCUGUGGAAAAUUGAUGAGAAAUGAAUUCACAAUCACACAUGUUCUCAUCCCCAGACAAAAUGGUGGGCCCGAUUAUUGCCACACAGAGAAUGAAGAAGAAAUUUUCUUUAUGCAGGAUGAUCUUGGACUCCUCACGCUUGGCUGGAUCCAUACUCACCCAACCCAGACGGCCUUCCUGUCCAGUGUGGAUCUGCACACCCACUGCUCCUAUCAAAUGAUGUUACCAGAGUCUAUAGCAAUCGUCUGCUCCCCCAAGUUCCAGGAAACUGGAUUCUUUAAGUUAACUGAUUAUGGCCUCCAAGAGAUUUCCACCUGCCGGCAGAAGGGCUUUCACCCUCAUGGCAGAGACCCCCCUCUGUUCUGCGACUGCAGUCACGUCACUGUCAAGGAUAGGAUUGUGACCAUCACGGACCUUCGAUAAAUCUCAGUCACCAUCCAGGGAGAUGGCUCCUUGGAUAAAGACACUUGCCUCCAAACCCAGCAGCCUGAGUUCAUUUCCUUGGACUUCACACAUGAUGGAAGGAGAGCAACUUCCCCCAAGUUGUCCUUUGACCUCAACUUGUGCACUGUGGUAUGCGCGCGCGCGCGCGCGCACACACACACACACACACACACAAUAAAUAGAUGUAAUUUACAAAGUCUUAUCCUCCUCCUGAGCUACAUGCCCUGAUCAGUUUACUAUCCUCACCCCCAUGGAAUUAAACUUUUAAGACAGAAUAGGAAAGGGUCAAUACCAAUGGGAAACUGUUGGUCUUUUUUUAAUUUAUUAUUUGAAAAUAAGUCAUUUUAUUUUUUUAAGGCAAAUCUGAAAAUGAGCAAAUCACACCAAACAACUAACUCAAAAAUUAGGAUGCGAGAGAAAGUACCUCUCUGCCCUCUUUAGAUCCGAGCACUGGCCUUUGGUCCCUGUUGUGACUUACCUUCCAACUGGUUCAUCUCUACCUUUGGACUAAAUAAGGCCAUCUCUGCAAAACUGUGAAAGCCAUUUUGAAGGACUUGGCUUUUUCUUGUUUGUGGCAUAACUGAGGGAGCUUAUCACUCUGGUGGGAAGUGUAUGAGGAGCUCACAGCCCCCCAUAAGUUGAUUUUGUUUUUAAGAAAGAAGUCUAUUAUUUAAUUUAAAAGGUUAGGAUGUUAUUUUCUUCUGUAAUAAAGCAGCUCACUGUGUUGUGCUCUAGA
Chionomys nivalis (European snow vole) is the source of this 2451-nucleotide messenger RNA. RefSeq names its product STAM binding protein (gene Stambp). Lineage: Eukaryota; Metazoa; Chordata; Mammalia; Rodentia; Cricetidae. The coding region runs from base 429 to 1694 and encodes 421 amino acids. The transcript is spliced from 10 exons. The record is from RefSeq and is a predicted model, not a curated record. Gene Ontology annotation, molecular function: metal-dependent deubiquitinase activity; K63-linked deubiquitinase activity; protein binding. Gene Ontology annotation, cellular component: cleavage furrow; endosome. Gene Ontology annotation, biological process: protein K63-linked deubiquitination.